AUGUCGGCUUCACUUGCACCUGAAUGCAAUGAAGUCAAGGAACGAUAUGAUUCGUGCUUCUUGAAAUGGUAUAGCGAAAAAUACCUUCGAGGUAAAGGUACAACUGAUGAGUGUGAAUCUUUAUUCAAAGACUACCGGAAAUGCUUAACAGGUGCUUUGAAAGAGCGUGGUAUUGACAAAAUGCUUGAAGAGGCACGAGAGGAUCAUAAGGAGCAUGAUGCCGUAAAUCUGCGACGGCCUUGUGAGUUAUUCGCAUUCUUUUCCGGGGAGGGGAUAUGA
Molecule: messenger RNA, 279 nt
Organism: Botrytis fragariae
Lineage: Eukaryota; Fungi; Ascomycota; Leotiomycetes; Helotiales; Sclerotiniaceae
Product: putative mitochondrial distribution and morphology protein
Exons: 4
Coding region: 1-279 (92 amino acids)
Source: RefSeq, a predicted model, not a curated record